Messenger RNA from Spirodela intermedia, 1924 nucleotides. The record is from the annotation of a GenBank genome assembly. Lineage: Eukaryota; Viridiplantae; Streptophyta; Magnoliopsida; Alismatales; Araceae.
AUGAAGAACCAGCAGCUUCCUCCCCCUCCCUCCUCCUCUCUCCCCCCCCACCUCCUCUCCCGCUUCCUCCUCGUCCUUCUCGGCGUCUCCGCCGGCAUCAUCGCCAGCUCCUACCUCGACGCCUUCCACCCCUCCUACCGCUCCUUCUUCACCGCCACCACUCCUCCUCCUUCUCCUCCUCCUCCUCCGGCAUCUGCUCGAGUGGGUCUGAGGGGAUUCCUGGAACCGGGAUCGGUAAUGCACGACAUGACGGACGAGGAGCUUCUGUGGAGGGCGUCCAUGUUGCCGCUCGCCACCGGCCGGCCGGCGCCCUUCCGGCGGGUGCCCAAGGUGGCCUUUUUGUUCCUCACGAGGGGGCCGCUGCCCUUUGCCCCCCUCUGGGAGAAGUUCUUCGCCGGCCACGACGGCCUCUAUUCCAUCUACGUCCACGCCGACCCUUCCUCCAACCAGUCAGCGCCACCGGGCUCCGUCUUCUCCGGCCGCCGGGUCCCCAGCAAGGUCAGUGGCACAACCUACCUACCUUUCUUCACCAUUUCGAAGUUCGGCUCCCUUGACCUUUCUUCCUUGGAGGAUUUCGAUCUCGGAUUGGAUCCUGAAUUUCCAAGAGGCGAGCCCUUUAAGUUCCAGGCGCCAUUCCACCUUCUCGGUGAUUAAUUUCGCGAGUUUUUCUGCCCAGAAGGAUUCGUCCUUUAUGAUCGAAGAUUUUGCCGUCUGUUCAUCCGCUGACGUUACAAUUAGCUGGCGAUGUAUGAACAGCUGGACUGAAUUUUCUCCUCCGCACUUCGUUCUAGUUGACACUCACGUAAAAAAUACAGGACACGUGUCGGGCCACCUCUCUCCGGCAACUCGCCGACUCUCUCUCUCUCUCGUCUUUGAUCCAUCAUCACUCUUUUUGUAGCAUAUAUAUAUUGUUCUCUCUCUGGGUACGCCCUACGUGGUCAGCACUGGACGGCUCGCACGUGGGGAGCAGCAGCGACGCCAAUCAUUCAAGCUCCGUAGAAGGGCAGUGGCACUCCUCGAGAUCUAGACAUCUAGAGAGAGAGAGAGAGAGGUCCGCUAGGAAUCAAUGAAUAGCACAGCACAUAAGUCGUAUAAAGCAAUAUUCUCACGUUGCGGCAACGAGCUGGCAGGCAAAUGAUCUCACUGCGGCAGUUGCCUAGACAACGUAGGGAAGGGAGAGAAAGAGAGCGAGAGAGAGAGAGAGAGAGAGAGAGAGAGAGAGAGAGAAUGACUGACUGACUAACUAACUGACUGAGGCGUUAUCGUUUGAUGUAUGUGUGUAAAGGUGGUGAAGUGGGGAGCGCUGAGCAUGCUGGAGGCGGAGCGGCGGCUGCUGGCGAACGCGUUGCUAGACUACUCCAACGAGCGGUUCGUUCUUCUCUCCGAGGCCUGCAUCCCGCUCUUCUCCUUCCCCGAAGUGUACUCCUAUCUCGUCAACUCCUCCACCACCUUCGUCGAGUCCUACGACGCCCCGGGCUCGGAGGCCCGCGGCCGCUACGACCGCCGCAUGGCCCCGACGGUGAAGCUCCGGCAAUGGCGGAAGGGCUCGCAGUGGUUCGAAGUGGACCGCCAGCUCGCCGUGGAGGUGGUCGCCGACGGCGAGUACUUCCCCGUCUUCGCCGAGUUCUGCAAGCCCUCCUGCUACGUCGACGAACACUACCUGCCGACUCUGGUGGGCCUCCGCCGGCGGCGGAACGCCGGCCGGAGCCUGACGUGGGUUGACUGGUCCGCCGGCGGGCCGCAUCCAACGAGGUUCUGGCGCCCGGCGGUGACCAACAAGCUGCUCGAGCAGAUGCGCAGCGGCGGGCGCUGCAGCUACAACGGGAGGAACACCACCAUGUGCUUCCUCUUCGCCCGGAAGUUCCUCCCCAGCGCCCUGACUAGGCUCCUCAGGUUCGCCCCUAAGGCGCUGGGAUUUGGCUAG